UUUCCCUGUCUUUCUCUAUUAGAUGUCUGGAAUUGUCCUAACCUAACUUCCAUGCCACUCUAUCCACAUCUUGAAGACGAGGCUGUCCUUGGAUAAUGCCAGCUUGAAGCCAUUAGAAGAGACGAUGAUGAUCGGUGAUGAAGACAUUUUGGCACCAGCAGAAACAACAUCAUCUGCUUGUACAUGUUGUUCCCUCUUCUCUAUUUUCUCUCCUUUAGUCUCUGGAGCAUCUGGCCCGCAUGUCUCCGCUUCCUCCUCUUCUCCUCUUUCCAAAUUAAUAAGUUUGGAAAUUAUAGGCAUUGAGGAUAGAGAAUGUGUUCCAGAGAGGUGGCUGCGCAAUCUCACUUCUCUCAAGAAUUUGAGUUUGUCCCGAUGUCGUAGACUGAGGUGUAUACCUUUGUCCCCGUCUCCGAGCGUCCAACAUCUCACCACACUUGAUUUUCUAGAGAUAGUGCGCUGCAACGAGCUGGAUCUGUGGAAGGAGGAUGAGAGUUUCUCGCAGUGGAAAUCCCUAAGGAGCCUUCGUACCCUCCGUAUUUCUGAAUGUGAUCGUUUGAUAAAGUUGCCGCAAGGAAUAGGUAACCUCACAUCCCUUUCCAAACUAGUCAUUGGAAAUUGCCGUAAUUUAGCAUCACUGCCAGUAGGGAUGUGUCGCCUCACCACACUUGAUUGUCUAGAGAUAAUGUGCUGCAACGAGCUGGAUUUGUGGAAGGAGGAUGAGAGUUUCUCGCAGUGGAAAUCCCUAAGGAGCCUUCGUACCCUCCGUAUUUCUGAAUGUGAUCGUUUGAUAAAGUUGCCGGAAGGAAUAGGUAACCUCACAUCCCUUUCCGAACUAGUCAUUGAAUAUUGCCCUAAUUUAGCAUCACUGCCAGAAGGGAUGUGUCGCCUCACCUCUUUAGAGACACUGCGGAUUUACAACUGCUCCAGCGUAUUAAGGCAAAGAUGCGAGAAAGAAAGAGGUGAGGACUGGUCUAAGAUUGCUCACAUCCCAAAUAUUAACUUCUCUGACAUCUGGUGACAGACGGGAGUCAGCUAAUGUUCUGAACCAUUCAUUCAGUUAACCGAAGCGCCCUUUCUAUGUCGGUGGCUCAAGAUUCGUUCCUCGUUGAAACUUUAUGCUUCAUCUCUACAAUUGUUUACGCUCGCACAACAGCGUGGUGGUGUAUGUGUAUCAAAUGGUUGCAGCCUGCACUUCUUUUACCUUUUAACUUUGCUCUUUUCCUUGUAUAUAUCUUCUUUGUUUCAUUUCAAGAGGGGUAAGGUUUAUGUCCCCCCUUCUUUUUCAUGUAAUUUUUCUCUUCUUUUUUUAUUUUUAUUGUAUGAGGGGUAAGGUUUAUGUCCCCCCUGACUAGGUGUACAUUAUUUUUCAUUAUCAAUAAAAUUUCCCUCGUACCGCCGAGGUUUUAUCAAAA
Molecule: messenger RNA, 1412 nt
Organism: Pyrus x bretschneideri (Chinese white pear)
Lineage: Eukaryota; Viridiplantae; Streptophyta; Magnoliopsida; Rosales; Rosaceae
Product: disease resistance protein TAO1-like
Exons: 2
Coding region: 125-1018 (297 amino acids)
Biological process (GO): defense response to fungus
Source: RefSeq, a predicted model, not a curated record